Molecule: messenger RNA, 3646 nt
Organism: Sinocyclocheilus rhinocerous
Lineage: Eukaryota; Metazoa; Chordata; Actinopteri; Cypriniformes; Cyprinidae
Product: KN motif and ankyrin repeat domain-containing protein 2
Exons: 11
Coding region: 451-3621 (1056 amino acids)
Biological process (GO): negative regulation of actin filament polymerization; negative regulation of intracellular estrogen receptor signaling pathway; negative regulation of transcription by RNA polymerase II
Cellular component (GO): cytoplasm
Molecular function (GO): protein binding
Source: RefSeq, a predicted model, not a curated record
CACAUUAUGGAAGAAAAGAUCUGUCUCUACUUCAAUUACAUCAUGACUUUGAACUCAUUUUGCAGCUUUUGCCCAGAUAUCAUAAUAUCUGGUUGUGACUUAAUACAUGGCCUUUUGAAAAAAUGCACCUGUUUUGGUUACAUUUAGCUUAAGACAUAAUCAAUUUAACCAUGUUGUAAUAUAGCUCAUUACACAAGUAAUUUUGGAAGCUUCUUGCUCCUUUGUGCAGUGUAUGUGCCUCAUUUUCUGGCCCAACAGAAAGUAAAGAACUGCUCUAAUCCGGAGAAGACAUUAAUCUGAAGGGGAGAAUGGAAAUUUUAGAACAGACUGGAGUCCCCAGAGUGAAGGAGUUUGGUGGCAUCCAUAAGAGAGUCGAAGGAAUCGAACGAGGAGAGCGAGGAGGUCGGGGAAGAGAGACCAUCAUUGCAGCACAGAGAGAUUGGCUGGUGAAUGACAAUCAUGGCUCAGGUGCUUCAUAUGGACUCCAGUUUUCCAGGGAAGAUUAACCCCCAGGAGCCCCCCUCCUUGCAUGGAAAGGACCCAGAGGCUCCAUACUCAGUAGAGACCCCCUAUGGCUACCGUCUGGACCUGGACUUCCUCAAGUAUGUCAAUGAUAUUGAAAAGGGCAACACUAUUAAGAAGGUGCCAGUGCAGCGGCGCCCACGUUAUGGCUCGCUUCCACGUGGCUACGGAUACACGGGCUCCUGGUGGACUUCCACUGAGUCACUCUGCUCCAACGCCAGCAUGGACAGCCGUCACUCGUCGUACUCCUACUGUGCCCCUGGAUUUCACAGCUCACAGCGACCCAACUUUAGUACGACACGCGUGGAGAAGACCUUGCUGGACGCUCGCCGCAAGCUGGAGGAGGAGAAGGAUGGCUGUCGUUUCUCGAACCUGGGCAGCAUGCACAGCAGCGUGGCAAGCUCCAACACCUCACUAUCCAGUGCCCACAGCUUCAAUCGUGCCCAGGGAGGUGGCUCCUAUACGCCAAUGAGCUCCGGCUUGUCCACACCUGUCUCACCAACGCCCGCCCAUCUGCAGCAUGUACGGGAGCAAAUGGCCAUUGCCCUGCGGAAGAUCCGUGAUCUGGAGGAGCAGGUGAAGACCAUCCCGGUGCUGCAAGUGAAGAUCUCCGUGCUUCAGGAGGAGAAGAGGCAGCUUAGCGUGCAACUCAAGAGCCAGAAGUUCCUGGGUCACACACUGGGGUUCAAUCGGAGCCGUCCACGAGGAGAGCUCUACAUCGACAUACCCGAAGAGGAGACGGGAAACGGGACAGGAGCCACGAAUAGAGCCACAGGAAGUCUUUCACCUACCACUCCGGGUUCCCUUCAGGACUCAGGAUGUGAAAUCGAGGAGACUGUAAUUGUCGGUGGAGCUCAUCCGGGUGCAAAGCGGGAGGUGCGAACUGUCGGUGUGGGACCUGAGGUGGUUUACCAUCAAGUGGGAGUUGGGGUGCGAGAAGAGGACUUGGGGCUGCUGCCUGAAGCCGAAGCCCUCAAGACUAAGGUGGGGCUUUUAGAAGUUCAGCUGAGGAAAACGAUGCAGGAACUACAGAGCGCUCAGCAGCAAGUGGAAGCGGCUCAGAGAGAGAGGCAAGCUCUUUCCGCUCAGGUGGGCCAUGCGGUGAGAGCCACCAGUAUCGGCUGGCAGGAGCAGCAGGGUCAGGUCGGUGCGGGCCUGCACACAGUUGUCAGUUUUACUCAGCAGCCUCAUCAGCAGAGGACCGUGGGGAUCCAAGUGUACACGCUGGAGCAGCCCACAGUGGUGGGUGUGGGGACGCUGCUAAGAGCCCAGGGUUGCACUUCUCCCGCUCAGCCUGGGUCUGCACUGGAAGGAGCCCACAGAAGACAUGCAGAGUCCCCAGCAGCAGAGGAAUCACCACGUGAAUUUCCCAUUGCAAUAAGCUCUAAGCAGGUGCGGGAGGUCUUGAGAAGUGAAGUGUCCAAAUCAGUGCCAGUGACCAACCAGGCAACUGCUAUGGAGACAAAGUGCAGCAAAGUGGCAGCCGUCUGCCAACGGCUAAAAGAGGGAGAGAUUUACCAGCAACCAGCAGAAGAAGCCAUCCAAAUCGAUCCAGCAAAACCAGCCUCCCCUCAGUCCAACCUGAGGUCAAUCAUGAAGCGAAAGGCAGAUGGGGAACCUGGCUCUCCGUACACCAAAAAGAACCUGCAGUUCAUAGGAGUCAAUGGAGGGUACGAGUCGACAUCCUCUGACAACAGCAGCUCGGAAAGUUCCGAAGAUGAGAGCGAUGCAAGCGAAUACCACGAGGCUACUGAGAAACUACCGGAAUCUGUGGCUCAGCAGUCUCAGGUUACCUCCUGCAGCCUGCAGCCCAUCUGUGAGACAGCAGCUGCUCAAACACCUCAGCACAGCACUGCCCAGCCACCAGCCAAUCACACUGCAGCACAGCAAAGCACCAGCCAAUCGCAAGCCACGGAUGCAGCUACCCAGCAACAGGUCACCCAAUCACCAGCAGCAGAGGCAGGCAUACAGCACUCUGUAAACCAAUCGUCAGUGACCACCACGGCUCAUCCGGAGGGCAUCGUUCAAUCAGCAGAUGUUUUCCAAGGGCGUACCUCUCAAAGCACUGCCGCUUCUCUUGAACAAGACUCUGUCCAGUUGUCACCCACCAGCGUUAUGGUGCAGCAAUCCAAAGCCACCGAUUCAAACGUCCAGCCAAAUCUCACUCAGCCAGAUGUGUCGGGCCUUGCUGCUCAGCAGACAGUCACUCAAUCACAAUCCACCGGUGCCAAACCUCAGCAAGAUGUUAGCCAAUCAAAAACCGCUGACCUCACCAUCCAACAAGGAGCAACACAGUCACAAUGUACUGAUGCCUCAGCAAAACAGGACAUAGCCAUAUCCUCCACCACUGAUCCAGCUGAAAAUACAAGCACCACCCCUACUAACAAACAAGCAAGCAGACUGGAUUUGAGUGGCAGUCUCGUGGCGGCCCUCCACACCUUGCAGAAGGCACUCAGUGAACCAAAUGCAUUCAGCCAUCAAAAUGCAAGGACAGCCUACACCACAGUGCUGCAGGAGUGGCUCAGAGUGUCCUGUCAUAAGGCUGCUGACACUGCAGUUGUCAAAGCAUACAUGGACACCUUUGCCUCCAUUUCUCCUCAGCUACUGGAGUUUGUCAUCAACAUGGCUGACGGCAAUGGAAACACAGCUCUGCACUACACUGUCUCUCACUCCAACUUCGCUGUAGUCAAACUACUGCUGGAUACUGGUCUCUGUAAUGCUGACAAGCAGAACAAGGCUGGUUACACAGCUAUCAUGUUGACAGCUCUGGCUGCCUUCAACUCUGACAGUGACCUUCAAACCGUCCUACAGCUGCUCUGCACCGGAGACGUCAACGCCAAAGCCAGCCAGGCGGGGCAGACGGCGCUGAUGCUGGCGGUCAGUCAUGGCAGAGGGGACAUGGUGAGAGCUCUGCUGUCCUGUGGAGCUCAGGUGAACCUGCGGGAUGAUGACGGCUCCACAGCGCUCAUGUGUGCCUGUGAACACGGACACGUGGACAUUGUGCGGCAGCUGCUGUCUGUGCCGGGCUGUGACGCCACGCUCACUGAUAAUGUGAUUAUCUCUUUCUUUAUCAAGCUUGAUUCCACCUUCAUCUGUUAAAUUCCGUCUAUCUUCUUUAUUGCUU